AUGGCCAAAGGCCUAGAGAAGGGACACAGCCUGGGGAGUAGGGGAAAAGGUGGCUUCAUGGAAGAACGGGGGAACAGGUCAGGAGUGUCUCUGGGACCCCCUCCAACUCUCCAGGCGAAUCAAGGAACCCUUGGGCCACAGGUGGGCCCAGUGGCCCCUGGCGAGGUGGUGGAGACUGCAGGUGCGGUGUGCAAGUUCUCCAGACAGUGGCUGAGCUGGUGGCAGGCCCAAGAGUCCUGCGACCAGCGGUCUGGCCACCUAGCGCUGCGGCCUCCCGGUGGCGCUCUUGCUCCACGGCUACGCGACACGGUCUGGGUGGGCCAAAGAGAGGCUACUCUGCGGAGACCCCCGCGGAGGCGCGCGCGCACCACGGCCGCGCUGGUGUUCGGCGAGAGGACGGCGGACAAGGCGGCGCGGCUGCGGACACCCCUGCCCUCGCUGAGGGCGCUGACGGUCUGCGCGCACGUACAGUGGGACGCCGCGACGCCCGACGUGGCCGCGCUCUUCUCCCUCGCGGUGCCCGCGUUGGCCAACGCGCUGCAGCUGCGCGCCUUCGCCGAGCCGGGCGGCACCGUGCGCGCUGCGCUAGUGGUGCGCGGGCACCACGCGCCCUUCCUCGCCGCCUUCCGUGCCGACGGCCGCUGGCACCACGUGUGCGCCACGUGGGAGCAGCGCGGCGGGCACUGGACGCUGUUCGCCGACGGGCGGCGGCGCGCUGGGGCACGAGGGCUGGCCGCGGGCCACUCGGUGCCGCCCGGGGGCAUCCUGGUGCUGGGCCAAGAUCAGGACUCUCUGGGCGGCGGCUUCUCGGCGCGUGACGCCUUCAGUGGCAACCUUACCGACUUCCACCUGUGGGCCCGGGCGCUGAGCCCCGCGCAGCUGCUCGGGGCACGAGCCUGCGCGCCGCCCCCAGGCGGCCUUCUCUUCCGCUGGGACCCGGGCGCUCUGGACGUCACGCCCUCGCUGCUGCCCGCCGUGCGGGUGCGCCUGCUCUGUCCGGUGCCCUCGGAGGAGUGCCCCACGUGGAACCCAGGACCUCGCACCGAGGGCUCCGAGCUCUGCCUGCAGCCGCGGCCCUUCCUCUGCUGCUACCGGCCAGAGACCUACCGGCGGCUACAGGAUGCCCAGUCAUGGCCUGGCCAGGAUGUUAUCAGCCGAGUCAAUGCCUUGGCCAACGCUAUUGUGCUCCUCCCAGAUCCUCUCUCCGAAGCCCACGGGGUCCUGUCCCUGGCCGAGGCCUCCAGAUUCCUGGACAUCCUGGAAAGAGUCCUGGCUAAGGAGGCGGCUCCACUGGGGCCGGCGGCGCUGCUGGCUGUUGUGCACUUCCUGAAGAGGGUGACGGCCCUCGGGGCUGGGGAGCCAGAGCCCUCGACAGGGCCCUGGGAGCAGCUGGGCCAGAGUGUCAUGUCUGUGGCCAGCCUGGUCCUGGAGGAGCAGGUGGCUGACGCGUGGCUGUCCAUCAGGGAGGUGGUUGGCGGACCUAUGGCCCUGGUGGCCAUCGUGCAGCGCCUGGCACCCCUGCUGAGCACCAUGCUGACCUCAGAGCGGCCCCAAAUACACAUCCAGCACCACCAUGCCGGCCUCUCUGGAGUCUCCGUGAUCCACGGCUGGUUCACCUCGAGAAUCUUCCAGCACACCCUGGGGGAGCCUGGCCUAGAGCCCCAGGCCUCUGACAGCGUGGAGGAGGCGAGCAGGGUGCAGAGGUUCCUACACACCCAGGUGGGGUCAGCCAUCAUCUCCUCUGAGGUGUGGGAUGUCACUGGGGAGGUCAACACGGCCGCGACCUUUCACCUGCAGCACCAGGCGCAGUCACCCUCCAUUCCCUCUGCACCCCGAAGCCCAGACACAGGGGGCGCCUGGGCCACCACCGGCUGCUCCGUGGCUGCCCUGUACCGGGACUCGACCGCCUGCUUCUGCAACCACAGCACCAACUUCGCCGUCCUGUUGCAGGUGUAUGACGUGCAGAGGAGCCCUGAGGAGGAGUCACUGCUGAGGACUCUCUCAUUUGUGGGCUGUGGCGUGUCCUUCUGUGCCCUGGUCACCACCUUCUUGCUGUUCCUGGCGGCUGGGGUCCCCAAGUCGGAGAGAACCACAGUCCACAAGAACCUCACCUUCUCCCUGGCCUCUGCCGAGGGCUUCCUCAUGGCCAGCGAGUGGGCAAAGGCCAACAAGGUGGCAUGUGUGGCUGUCACAGCUGCAAUGCACUUCCUCUUUUUGGUCGCGUUCUCCUGGAUGCUGGUGGAGGGACUACUGCUGUGGAGCAAGGUGGUGGCCGUGAGCAUGCGCCCGGGCCCAAGGAUGAGGCUCUACUAUGCCACAGGCUGGGGCGUGCCUGUGGGCAUCGUGGCCAUCACCCUGGCCGCGUUCCCCCGUGACUACGUGGCCCCUGGACACUGCUGGCUCAACGUGCACACGGACGCCAUCUGGGCCUUUGUGGGGCCUGUGCUCUUCGUGUUGACUGCCAACACCUGGAUCCUGGUCCGCGUGGUGAUGGUCACCGUGUCCAGCGCCCGCCGCCGUGCCCGCAUGCUGAGCCCACAGCCCUGCCUGCAGCAGCAGGUCAGGAUGCAGCUAUGGGCCACCGUGAAGCCCGUGCUGGUUCUGCUGCCUGUCCUGGGCCUGACCUGGCUGGUCGGCCUCCUGGUGCACCGCGGCCCAGCCUGGGCCUAUGCUGCCGUGGGCCUCAACGCCUUCCAGGGGCCGUACAUCUUCCUGGUCUAUGCAGCCUACAAUGGGGAGGUGCGGAGCGCCCUGCAGAGGAUGACUGAGAAGAAGGCGGCUGAGACCCGCUGCAGCCCCACCUGCCGGGGGGCCAGGCCUCAGCCCCCAGGUCCCUGGGAGGUGGCGCAGGGCAGCCCUGUAGCCUUGGCUGCCCCUGGAAGACAAGUGGCUCUCAGAGGGACCCGCGGCCCCAGAAUCCCCACGGCCUUCUCCUCCAUCACAGAACCCGAGAGACCGAACCUGAAUGCCAAGGCCAUUGUGGAGGGAGGGAAGAAGGGAGUCAUCGCCAAGGUAGCCAGGGGCCCCCAGGGCAAGGGGGAGCAGCAGGAGUGGGGCCCACCCCCCUGA
Messenger RNA from Propithecus coquereli (Coquerel's sifaka), 3069 nucleotides. RefSeq names its product adhesion G protein-coupled receptor D2 (gene ADGRD2). Lineage: Eukaryota; Metazoa; Chordata; Mammalia; Primates; Indriidae. The transcript has 23 exons. Gene Ontology annotation, cellular component: membrane. Bases 1 to 3069 code for a protein of 1022 amino acids. The record is from RefSeq and is a predicted model, not a curated record. Gene Ontology annotation, molecular function: G protein-coupled receptor activity. Gene Ontology annotation, biological process: cell surface receptor signaling pathway; adenylate cyclase-activating G protein-coupled receptor signaling pathway.